This is a messenger RNA of Cuscuta europaea, 1294 nucleotides long. The record is from the annotation of a GenBank genome assembly. Lineage: Eukaryota; Viridiplantae; Streptophyta; Magnoliopsida; Solanales; Convolvulaceae.
GCACCCUAAACACUCCGAACUGAUUGCAUAAAUAGCAGUCUUCGUUGAUAUGUACGGCUCACAAGCAAAGCUUAGAUUCUUACCACUUCGUACGUGAAAGUCUACGAGAGAAAAGAAGAGAACGAAGGAGUAUAAGAGCCGCUCCCUUGAGUGGAGAGGAGUGAGUCGAACACCGCCGCUAAACGCCGGAGGAAGAAACCGCCGGACCAACCGUCUCCAAGGAUAGCAGGAUCUCAGUUCGCCGGACUGUGUUUCCUUUCUUUUUACGAUGUCGAAGACGAAACCGAAGGAGGAAGGGGACGCUACUGCCACAGCCGUGCCGCGCUACCUUCUCCACGCCGUCUUGCUGCAACUCCCGUUCGUCGAAGAGAAGGUUAUUUCAAGAAGAUCAAAAUAGAAGUUUCGGUUAGCAGUUAUCGUGAUUUGAGGUGAUGAGUUGGAUGCUUAUGAUGAUUGAUGGAUUGCAUGCGAUUGAGAGCGAAUUAGAAGAUGCCUUAGUCAAACCUAGUCAAGAAAUAAACAUUUAUUUAUUAUGACAUUAGUUUUAUUGUUUUGUUUUGGUUUGCCUGUGCAUUCGGUUAAGAGAUGACCGGAUGUGGCGGUAACACCCAUUUCCCUUAUUAAGACUUCCGAUGUAUCUCUGAUGUUUCAAAUAAAGUUGAUAAUUCCUUUGAAUAAAUCAUUAUUUAAAUGUAUUUUUGGUUGGGGAAAAUGGGGGUGUUACAUCCCUAGACCUCCAUCCCCACAGAAGAAAGGAACUAAGAAGAAGAAAGCUCUAAGCUUUAAAGAAUGGAGACUGGGAGGAUCUCAAGUGAUGACUAAAACACAAUUUGAGGAAAUGAAGCAGAAGAUGACCUCCACACAACAACAAAAUCUUUAUCUGGACCAUGAUGGUCAUGUAAAGGUUAAACAUGGUGGAUCUCUGGAGGAGGCAGAAUUCUGGUUUCACAACAGCAUUGUACCAGGAAAAGAUAUUCAUGAAGGUGUUCUAAACUACCUAGACUGCAAACUCUCACCUGUUUGGGCUUCUUAUCAGAGAACUGGAAAUCUGGUUGGAAUCAGAGAAGAGGUGAAUGCAGAGCUAAAGAGGCUACAAGGACUGGAUGAACAAGCAAGAGCUGAAGCUGCAAAGACUAUUAUGUAAUCAGAUACUCUUGUAAUCCACCUUAAUAAAAGAACAUCUCUGCCUCACACUUUGUAAGGCAAUUCCUCAAUCUCUGUCUUUUCUUUGCUUUCUGUUUGUGUUUCUUUGUUUGCUCUUUGAUUUAUUAUCUGCUAUCUGAAUGUACUAUAC